AUGGGUUCAGAAUCGCAGCAUGAAUGCCUUGUAUCACGUGAAUUUUCCAGAAGGCCAGACCACAAGGAAGGACUGAAUGGAGAUGAACAGCUAGUUGCAGAAAUCAUGGGAAGAUGCUUCUCUCCAUCCGUUAUAACCACCCAGCCCUGGGAAGGAUUUAAUUUUGUUGGCCACAAGAUAAAGAUUACGGAAGCCACUGACAGUUAUGGAGCUGUGGUCUGGCCUUCGGCUCUUGUUCUGUGCCACUUUUUGGAAACCAAUGUGAAAUCAUAUGCCAUGGCUGACAAAAGUGUCAUUGAAAUUGGAGCCGGAACAGGGCUGCUCUCUAUCGUAGCCAGCAUCCUUGGUGCACGUGUGAUUUCCACCGACUUGCCUGAAUUGCUUGGAAACCUUCAGUACAACAUUCGCAGAAACACCAAGAUGAAGUGUUUGCAUGAACCCCAGGUGAAAGAACUGCUCUGGGGCAUCGACUUGGAGAAGAAUUUCCCCAGGUCUCUGUGCCAGUUUGAUUACAUCUUGGCUGCUGAUGUGGUCUAUGACCAUCCUUACCUGGAGGAGCUACUUCUGACCUUUGAGCACUUGUGUACUGAGAAGACCAUGAUAAUCUGGGCCAUGCGAUUCCGACUGAAGAAAGACAACCAGUUCGUGGACAGUUUCAAGCAGCUAUUUGACCUGGAAGUGAUUUCUGAAUUUCCCAGCUUAAGUAUAACCCUUUUUAAGGCGAAGAGAAGAUUUCUGCAUACAAAUGUCUGAUUGUUAGCCAGCUCUCUUAGAGCUGAUGUGUUAGCUUUGCAUGUGCAAGAUGGUAGAGUGCUCAAGCAUUCCAUCAGUUCCUUGCACUUCAAAGCU
Molecule: messenger RNA, 849 nt
Organism: Varanus komodoensis (Komodo dragon)
Lineage: Eukaryota; Metazoa; Chordata; Lepidosauria; Squamata; Varanidae
Product: protein-lysine methyltransferase METTL21E-like
Exons: 4
Coding region: 1-753 (250 amino acids)
Biological process (GO): peptidyl-lysine methylation
Cellular component (GO): cytosol; cytoplasm
Molecular function (GO): protein-lysine N-methyltransferase activity
Source: RefSeq, a predicted model, not a curated record